AUGAAAAUUAGCGAGGUGGUGUAUGAAAAUAUACACGGAACGUCAACAACAGAAGUAGCCGUGAAAUUUGAUUGUAGCAAAGCCCAUCCAUGCACUGGCAUAAGAUUACAAGACGUGAAGCUUACUUACAGGAAUCAGCCAGCUAAAGCAACUUGUGACAAUGCCGGAGGCACAGCUUUCGGUUACGUUGAACCUACCAGUUGUUUGUAA
Thlaspi arvense is the source of this 210-nucleotide messenger RNA. The record is from the annotation of a GenBank genome assembly. Lineage: Eukaryota; Viridiplantae; Streptophyta; Magnoliopsida; Brassicales; Brassicaceae.